AUGACAGCAAUUGAUGAUACAAAGAAAACUACACACUAUUGCUCAUCAUCAAGACAACAGCAAAUAGUUUCAUUUGAUCUUAAAAGAUCAGAAAACUGUUAUCCAGAAAAUUACGAACAUUUAGAGGGAAAAUAUUCCAAAUUUUUAUCAAAAAGAGAGAAAAAUAGAAAGGUAAUCACCUUCUGGUCAGAGGAUGAAUUCGAUCCCACUCAUCUACAAUUAUCUGGUGGGAUGCCUAAUGAAGGUUUUUUCCCCAUUGAAUCAAUUGACCUAAAUGUUUUGAAUUCUCCCAGUUGCAAAAUUAAUAACACGUCUGAUUGUACUACUUCAACUGAUACCGAUAGUUUAUCAAAAAUUCAUGUUACCAAAAGAUUCCCCCAAGAACUCCCUUUAUCUAUGUCACUACAAUAUUCUGAAACACAAGGCAUGAAACCAUUGUUGGAUUUCAUCAAGACAUUCAUUACCAAAUUAAAUAAUACACCACCAUAUAAUGAAACGCUUUAUGAUAUCAUGUUAGCAAAUGGUUCCAGUGAUUCCAUGUUCAAAGUCUUUGAAACUUUAUGUGAUGAGUCUACAACAGUAUUGAUGGAAGAAUUCACUUUUGUACCAGUCAUUUCAAAUGUAAUGGCUACUGGAGCAAAAUGUAUCCCAUUGAAAUUGAACUUGAAUUAUGAAGAUCAAGGUAUUGAUAUUGAAUAUUUAGAAAAUUUAUUAGAUAAUUGGGGGGGAAAGAGUAAUACAAAACACUUAUCUAAACCAAAAAUUUUAUAUACAAUUUCAACUGGACAAAAUCCAAUUGGAGUCACAUUAUCAAUGGAAAAAAGAAGGAAAAUUUAUACCAUUGCACAAAGACAUGAUUUGAUCAUAUUAGAAGACGAUCCUUAUUGUUAUUUGACUUUCCCAAAAUAUAAUCAAAAAAAUAACAACAACGACAAACAAGAUCAAUUAAAUCCAUAUUUUGAUCCAAAUUUUACAAUUGAGGAUUAUUUAAGGGAAAGGUUUUAUAAAUCUUUAAUCACUUUAGAUACUGAUGGUAGAGUGAUAAGAUUGGAAACAUUUUCUAAAAUAUUUGGUCCUGGGUUAAGAUUAAGUUUUAUAGUUGCGAAUAAAUUCUUAAUUGAUAAAUUCGUCGUAUUUUCGGAAUUAUCUUCAAGAGCACCCAGUGGAGUUUCACAAUCUUUUGUAUAUUCCACUAUUCAAGCAAUGACUAAGAAAAGAAUUUCUGAAAUAGUUUGGGGAAAUUUUGAUCAAGUUGAAAUGUUUAAUGAAAUGUAUAAAAGUUGGAUGGAUUGGAUUAUGAAAAUUGCUGGACAUUAUACUCAUAGAAGAAAUACUACUUUAAAAACACUGUAUGCAACUGAAGCAUUUAAAAAUGGAUUAUUUUCAAUCAUCGAACCUUCCGCGGGAAUGUUUAUAAAUUUGGGACUUCAAUUUCCCAAAUUUCAAGAAUAUUAUGAAGACUCAUUUAACAUCAUUGAUCAAAUGAAUAAAUUUGAUAAAGUUUUAACUAAAAAUGGUGUUAAAGUAGUUCUUGGUUAUAAAAUGGCUGUCUCUAAAGAAUUUUCAAAAGAAAAUUGUAAUUUCAUUAGAUUGACUAUUUCGUUUGCUAAAAAUGAUAAUGAAUUAAUUGUAGCAGCAAAUAAAAUUGCCAAGAGUAUACAAACUUUCUUUAAAGGGAUGAAACCAAUCCAAAAUUAA
Naumovozyma dairenensis CBS 421 is the source of this 1698-nucleotide messenger RNA. It is a transcript of the gene ARO9, whose product is annotated as aromatic-amino-acid:2-oxoglutarate transaminase. Gene Ontology annotation, molecular function: aromatic-amino-acid:2-oxoglutarate transaminase activity; L-2-aminoadipate:2-oxoglutarate transaminase activity; pyridoxal phosphate binding. The transcript has a single exon. Bases 1 to 1698 code for a protein of 565 amino acids. Gene Ontology annotation, biological process: L-tyrosine biosynthetic process; aromatic amino acid catabolic process. Lineage: Eukaryota; Fungi; Ascomycota; Saccharomycetes; Saccharomycetales; Saccharomycetaceae. The record is from RefSeq and is a predicted model, not a curated record.